Molecule: messenger RNA, 3032 nt
Organism: Tribolium castaneum (red flour beetle)
Lineage: Eukaryota; Metazoa; Arthropoda; Insecta; Coleoptera; Tenebrionidae
Gene: Abd-B
Product: Abdominal B
Exons: 8
Coding region: 791-1885 (364 amino acids)
Biological process (GO): regulation of transcription by RNA polymerase II
Cellular component (GO): nucleus
Molecular function (GO): DNA-binding transcription factor activity, RNA polymerase II-specific; RNA polymerase II cis-regulatory region sequence-specific DNA binding
Source: RefSeq, a predicted model, not a curated record
AAGCUUCGAUAAUAAAAGUGUUUUUAAAAUUUUUAAAAGUGAUUAAUUGACAAUUUAUCUGACAACUGAUAAUUGUGACAAUUUUUGCCAGAGGAUUCAACUGAGCAGAGCAGCACAUUUUUUUACAGAGCAGCUGAACAGAGAAACGGCCAUCACUGUUGCGCGAGUGCGAGCAAAAUGGAGCUAUGGAAGAAAGCGCAUGCCCUGCAAAGUCGCCAGCAUUUGCUUGCAGGAUCCAGAAUAGAUUAGUAAUGUCUUCUGUGGCGGAGGCGCAGGCGCCUUGGAGUUGACGUGUGAAGGCUUCUUGGCGGGCGUAACCACUCUCGAACUUCGGCUGAUAGCAUGAAUCCGAAACCUGCAUAACAAGUGUACUGUGUGUGAUAAUAGUUUGAAGUAAUAGUGAAAAUAAAAAUUUUAUUAAACGUUUUAUGGAUUCUAUUUUUGACGGCCACACAAUAGAUCGCAGAGUCGGCGCGCGUUAUUGCCAGUAGAGUCUUCCAGUUCGGAGCGCUUGAAGGUGUCACCCUCACACAAGAUCCCUCUUCUCCCAAGCAUGGAGUAAGGAAGACGUUUUCGUGCGAGUUAUCUCCCAUCUGCUUGGCCAGCCAUCUUAGGCGUUUUUUCUUCGGAACGUUGAAUCCAAUGCUUCAAGCUGUUCGGCGACGUGGAAAGAGUUCUCCAUCCCUUCGAGUUGUCUAGCAGACUCUCGAGAGUGUUUCCUGGGUCGAGUCUGGCAACUUUUCACCAAGCCACCGGAGCGGGUUCUUCCGCCGGGGUGACGUGGUGGUCGAUGAUGAACGGCGGCAUCUACGAGGAGAGCCCGCCGCCGGCGCCGCAGAGCGCCGCGACGCCCAUCUCCUCCAGCGGCAUGACCAGCCCGGCGGCGGCGCCGCCGCCCGCCACCACCUCCAGCGGCUCGCCGGCCAGCGUGGCCUCCAACGCCUCGGCGCCGCUGCACAUCCCCGCCAAGCGCGCCGCCUACGACUGCGAGGGGGUCAUCCGCCACCACGGCCAGUGGAACUACUCCCCCGACAACCACUUCGAGCAGUACCCCAACCCCACCUACUACAACCUCGCCGACCCAGCGCGCGACUCCCGCAAGGGCCUGUUCUGGUCGCCGGCCGCCACCGCCGCCGCCACCGCCACCGAAUACAAGUACUCGGCGGCGGCGCCGGGGCCCAGCGACCCCUCCGUCUCCUCCUGCCACCAGGGGUUCUCCUCGUCCACCUGGUGCAACUACUCGGCCUACUCCUCCGCCUCCAGGCACCACGUGGACCACCAGCCCGUCCCCUAUCUCACCCCGGCCGACGACCGGGGGAGGGUCGCUGCCGCCGCCGCCAUGGUGGCCGAAACCGCCAGCUUCCACCACGACGCCGCCGGUUACGGACUCAGAAACUACGGACCGGAACCUGUUCCAUCCACGCCGUACCCUCCACCAGUGAUGUGGGGAUCAUCCCCCUCGUCUCUCUUUUCCUCAGGUUCGCUGGGCUCGAUGGGUGUGAGCGUGCCGUGUGGGACGAGCGGCAACCCAUUGGAAUGGACAGGUCAGGUGACGGUGCGGAAGAAACGCAAGCCGUACUCGAAGUUCCAGACCCUGGAGUUGGAGAAGGAGUUCCUGUUCAACGCCUACGUGUCGAAGCAGAAGCGGUGGGAGCUGGCGCGGAAUUUGAAUCUGACGGAGCGGCAGGUGAAGAUCUGGUUCCAGAACCGGCGGAUGAAGAACAAGAAGAACUCGCAGCGGCAGGCGGCGCAGCAGCAGAACAACAACAACGCCGCCACCAACAACCAGAACCACCACCACCACGCCGGCCACCACAUACACGCGCAGCACCACGUGGUGAACCACCACGUGGCCGCCAACGGCAGUCUCAAGCACCACCAGUGACCUAUGGCCUUUUCCGGGGUUGUGUUGGGCCACGGGCUGGCCGCGGCGCCCUAAGACUGAUAAGGGGUGCAACCCUGGAACGAACGCUUCUUUGCAGUGCCAAAGAGUUAUUUAGGAAAUAAUCAUAGGUAUGUGACGGACUUGUGGACUUUUCUUUUCGAAUUAGGGCCUGUGCAAAUUUUUUGGUGCGAAGCACUUGAGGUACCGUAUUAUUGUACGUGAUGUAAGACUUCUUGUACAUAAAAUGUCGACUGUCGUUGUCAUAGAUUGUAAUUCGUUGGUAAUUCUUAAAAACAAAAUGUAAUCAAUGUUGCCUGUAGUUCAAUGUGUAUAGUAAAUUAUUGCAGGUAUAGAAAUUGCUAACUUUACCAGCCAUACUUUCCCUCAUGUGUUACUUAAGUUUUAUCUGCCCACACUUUAUGUAUAUAAUUAAAAAUACUAUUUAGGUACCUGUAAAUCUGUGGCUUGUUGUAUACGGUUGAUGCAAAAAUUUUUAUUUUUCGUUGACAGUUUUUUAGUUGAUCUAAAUAUAUUGCUUGGUGUAAUGUCACUUACUACUGUAAUAUAUUUUGAAAAAAAAACUUCUCUAGAAAUCCGAAUUUUAUUAAUAUUAACUAUUAAAACAUGUACUAACUGACCUAAGAAAUAGGUUUUCUUCGUCGCGUGUCUGUAUCAAAACAUAAAGGAAUUUUUAUUAUUCCACUAGCUAAAAAAAGAAAAAUGUGUAUAUACCUACUCUUCGACUUGAAAAAUGUUAUUUCUAAUAGAAAAAGUAUGUAUUUUAUUUUUAUUAUCGACACAUUUUUUUAGAGUAAGUGAACGCAGUUUCGUGUUCAUUUCCACCGCCAGUCUUUGCAGUUUUUAAAGUGAUCUCAGGCUGGCCGUACUGUUAUGCUUAGUUAUUUCAAAAAAUUAUUUAUUGAUGACGUUUUGCAAUUAGACUUUUAAAUUUAUGUAAUUUUUUUCUACCUAAAUGUUUUGUAUUUUUACUUGUUGUGUUCAAAAUACAUAUUGUUGUGUUUAUGUAUGUAUAUGUAUACACAUAAAUAUUAUUAAGUAUCCCUUAAAUGUGUUUUAUAAACAUCCAUUUAUGUUUUGUUUUAUAUUGUACAAUGUAAGUUACUCUAUUAAUAAAAAGUUCAAUUAU